AUGUCUGAAAAUUCCAGUGACAGUGAUUCAUCUUGUGGCUGGACUGUCAUCAAUCAUGAGGGUUCUGACAUAGAGACGGUGACUUCAGAAAAUGGAAGCACAAAUGAUAACCAUGAGUUUGUUUCAGAAGAAUACAUUUCUUUGCAAGAAGAGGAGCAACCAAUUGAUUUGCAGGCUCAGUGCAACAGUGAUGGUGAGAUACCAGUGACAGACAAUACCCUCUCUGCUUUUGAGGAAACCCAGACAGUUCCAGAGGGAAAGAAAGAAAAAAUCCCUGAUGAUGGGUCCUGCAUUGGAACUAUUAGUGAUGAUUCUGACAUUGUUACACUUGAAGCUCCAAAACCAGAAGAAACUCAAAGUCAGGAGGAAGCUCCAGCUGAUGGUGAAGAAGCCCAAAGUGAGGAUUUUAAUAUGGGUUCCUCCUCUAGCAGUCAAUAUGCAUUUUCACAUAUAGAAACAGUUUUUUCAUCUCAGGCUAGCAAUGAUGAAUCAAGUAGUGAUGAAACUAGCAAUCAGUCCAGUCCCACCGUUCGGAAACGUCGGGCUAAGAAGAGGCUGAUCUCUAGCUCCGAGGCUGAGGGUGGGUCACCUGCUGAUCUGGAGUCUGAACCUCCCAGAGAAGAGCAGCACCAGCGCCAGUUCAGUAGUGGCCUUAACAGAUGCAUCAUACUAGCUUUGGUGAUUGCAAUCAGCAUGGGCUUUGGACACUUCUAUGGUAAACCUGAAG
Antrostomus carolinensis (chuck-will's-widow) is the source of this 727-nucleotide messenger RNA. RefSeq names its product cell cycle progression protein 1-like. The record is from RefSeq and is a predicted model, not a curated record. Lineage: Eukaryota; Metazoa; Chordata; Aves; Caprimulgiformes; Caprimulgidae. The transcript is spliced from 6 exons. The annotation marks the transcript as partial. Gene Ontology annotation, cellular component: membrane.